Molecule: messenger RNA, 1647 nt
Organism: Clonostachys rhizophaga
Lineage: Eukaryota; Fungi; Ascomycota; Sordariomycetes; Hypocreales; Bionectriaceae
Source: the annotation of a GenBank genome assembly
AUGACAGCCACUCCAUCGUCUGGACUUGACGGCACCGUGGCAAGCCAUACGAGCCAAUGGGGCCCAGAGGCUCUGGAUAAACAGAGGGUGCGAGCCUGUCUCGAUAUCUAUUUCAGCAGUCGCAGCCAAUGGACUGGGAGGUUCCUUCACAAAGCGUUGAGUCUUUCUGACUGGAAUCAAGGACGAUUUGACCCUGCUCUGUUGCACGCACUUGUGGCGAUUGGCAUGAUGAUUAGCUCGCAAGACCCAGACCAGAGCAAGAUUGCCAGAGACUUGAUCGAGCAAGCACAGCAGUCCGUUCUCCUAAACCCAGGCCAGUUCUCGGUUACACAAUUACAGGUUCUGCUGCUAGUCAUCCGGUUUCGAUGGAAUGACGGCGACUUAGCCUCAGCCUGGAAUCUUCUCUCCAUGGCUGCCCGGCUAGCCUUUACAAUGCACCUAAAUCAUGAGUACACGGGCGAGGCGCAGCCCUUGACCCUCGAGCUCCGAAGACGCAUCGUCUGGGAAAUUUACUCAAUUGACCGAUAUUUCUCAGGGGGUGUCGAAGAUCUCUCCGUCUGUCCUACAAAUCGCAUGCAACUACGAUUGCCAUGUGAUGAUUACAGCUUCGAGAAGGGUCUGCCCUCCCGUGCUGGGUAUUUAAGUUCAAUGUCUCCAGAGGGAGAUGGUGUCACAAAUAUUUAUGGCUACUAUCUCAAGCUCCUGGCCUUGAGGGAUGAAGUGCUGAGAUAUACCAAACGAGUGAGACGAGAUAAUGAAAACCCAGAACAAAGUCGUAGCGAGCUGGGAGACUUACAAACGAGACUGGAUGAGUGGGAACAGCAUCUUCCCGAGGAGUUGAAGCUUUCAAGAUCUACACUCCUCCUUCUCGUGCAUUCCGACGACGCUAGCCCAUUCGUGAUACUUCAUACCCAUUGGCUCCAGAGCCAAUGCGACCUAUAUCGCUUCCUAAUACCAGAUAUCCGCGAAGCAGUUAGUAGAGACUGCUUCGAACGAACGUCACCUGAAUAUGUCUCGUAUUGCCAGCAAGCAUGCUUGGAUCGUGCGAUUCGCCUUUGCGAUUUGUGGUCGGAAGUAUUUCACCUCGAGCCCAGUGAGAUGAUACAAGACACGUUUUUCUGUACUUCGAUCUUCCAAGUUUCACAGAUCCUCCUUCAUUUGGCGCACUUGCUCCCGGGAGAAGGAUCUCGCUCCGUUGCUGCCCUUCAGGGAGAGCUACGAGAUGCGCUCGUGCUGGCUGACGGGCUUCGCCAAAUGCACAAACGGGCAGACAAAUGCUUAGCCGAUGCCGAGCAACUUGUCAAUGUGUUAGGCCAGCAUCGAGACUUGUGGCCGCGAUCGUCGAGCCCAGAAGGGGAGCAGAAUUCACAUCAUCUACCUUCUCGCCACACUUUGAUGCCUCGCGUGGAAGACGAUUCUUCGGUCCAAGCUUCAAAUACGGAACCGCGCCCUGUUGGUGACACUUCUCAGCAAAAGAGAAUGGGUCGCAUCACUCCUACAUUCACUAGACAGCUCGGCGACUUGAACCAGGCUACAAGUAGUGAUUUCGUCGCGAGAGACGGGGCGAUGUCCAUUGGGCAAGAUAUAGGGAUGCUAUGGGACCCUUUUGAUAUGCAAAUGGAGGAUUACAAUUACCUGAUAUUGUAG